AAAUGCCCCUCCGUCCGGUCGGCCAGUCUUUCACCAUAGAGCGACGGCGAGGGAGCUAGAGCGGCGCCGAAAUAGCCCCGGAAAGUGAUGUGGGUGCGGGGGCACUCUAGCCGCUCCUCUCUAUGGUCGGCGCCGGGGAAAGGUUGCGACUAGGAAGGCAGGCGCAGCAGGCCCAAGCCGCCGCCCUGAUGUGAUCGGGCCCCGGGCCCCGGAGGGAGAGGCCAUGAAGAAGGACGUCAGGAUCCUGCUGGUGGGAGAACCCAGAGUUGGGAAGACAUCACUUAUAAUGUCUCUUGUCAGUGAAGAAUUUCCAGAAGAGGUUCCUCCACGAGCCGAAGAAAUCACCAUCCCCGCUGAUGUUACCCCAGAGAGAGUGCCAACCCAUAUAGUAGACUAUUCAGAAUCUGAACAAAGUGAUGAACAACUCCAUCAUGAAAUAUCACAAGCAAAUGUAAUUUGCAUAGUAUAUGCUGUUAACAACAGGAAUUCAAUCGAUAAGGUAACAAGCCGAUGGAUUCCUCUCAUCAAUGAAAGAACAGACAAAGAUAGCAGGCUGCCUCUUAUACUGGUUGGCAACAAGUCAGAUCUGGUGGAGUACAGUAGUAUGGAGACCAUCCUUCCCAUCAUGAACCAAUAUACAGAGAUAGAAACUUGUGUAGAGUGCUCAGCCAAGAACUUGAAGAAUAUAUCUGAACUAUUUUAUUAUGCACAGAAAGCUGUUCUGCAUCCUACAGGACCCCUCUAUUGUCCAGAGGAAAAAGAGAUGAAACCUGCCUGUAUAAAAGCACUAACUCGGAUCUUCAGAAUUUCAGAUCAAGAUAAUGAUGGCACCCUUAAUGAUGCAGAACUCAACUUCUUUCAGAGAAUUUGUUUUAACACACCAUUGGCACCUCAAGCACUUGAAGAUGUAAAGAAUGUAGUCAGGAAAAAUCUAAGCGAUGGAGUUGCAGAUAAUGGAUUAACACUGAAGGGUUUUCUUUUUCUACACACACUAUUUAUUCAGCGAGGAAGACAUGAGACAACUUGGACAGUAUUGCGGCGCUUUGGCUAUGAUGAUGAUCUGGAGCUCACACCUGAGUAUUUAUUUCCUCUUUUAAAAAUACCUUCUGAUUGUACAACAGAGUUGAAUCACCAUGCAUAUUUGUUUCUCCAAAGCAUUUUUGAUAAGCAUGAUUUGGACCGGGAUUGUGCAUUGUCUCCUGAUGAACUCAAGGAUUUGUUCAAAAUCUUCCCUUAUAUGCCAUGGGGACUAGAUGUCAACAAUACUGUCUGUACCAAUGAAAGGGGUUGGAUUACCUAUCAGGGAUUUCUGUCUCAGUGGACACUUACUACUUACUUGGAUGUACAGCGCUGCCUUGAAUAUUUGGGAUAUUUGGGAUAUUCAAUAUUGACUGAACAGGAAUCCCAAGCCUCAGCAAUUACAGUAACAAGAGAUAAAAAAAUUGACCUUCAGAAAAAACAGACUCAGAGGAAUGUGUUCAGGUGUAAUCUAAUUGGUAUGAAAGGCUGUGGGAAAAGUGGAAUCCUCCAGUCGCUGCUUGGAAGAAACCUAAUGAGGCAGAAGCAUAUACGUCCAGACCACAAAUCUUAUUAUGCAAUUAAUACAGUAUAUGUGUAUGGGCAAGAAAAAUACUUGCUGUUGCAUAAUGUUCAUGAAUCCGAUUUCUUAUGUGAUGCUGAGAUUAUAUGUGAUGUUGUAUGCCUAGUAUAUGAUGUCAGCAACCCCAAAUCCUUUGAAUACUGUGCCAGGAUUUUUAAGCAACACUUCAUGGACAGCAGGAUACCUUGCUUAGUGAUAGCUGCCAGGUCAGAUCUUCAUGAAGUUAGACAAGAAUACAGCAUCUCCCCAGCUGACUUCUGCAAAAAACACAAAAUGCCUCCACCACAAGCCUUUUCUUGCAACACAGUUGAUGCACCAAGUAAGGACAUCUUUGUGAAGCUAACAACAAUGGCCAUGUAUCCCCAUGCCCGGUUACGCUGUAUGUGCACCUGCAACAGGUGUACAUUUUGCAUCUGUCAGAACCUCCUCAACUCAGACUUGCUGCAAUCUGUAAAGAACAAAAUCUUCACUGCAGUUCUUAACAGGUUAAGAGCCCGUGUAGAUGAGUUGGGUGCCAUGCUGUUAUCAGACGAGGGGAGCAGUGUUAUUCACCAAGUGCACGCCGUCAGCUCUGUAGAAGAUUCCAUCUUCAUGGAGUCAUCUCUUGAUCCAGAGUUACUUGAACACAGGCAUGUGACACAAGCUGACCUCAAGAGCUCUACCUUUUGGCUUCGAGCAAGUUUUGGUGCUACAGUCUUUGCUGUUUUGGGCUUCGCCAUGUACAGAGCAUUACUAAAGCAACGAUGAUCUGGAGGAAAGCAUGUUUCUUGGGGAGGGGGGAGGGACCUAUCAAAAGGGGGAAAACUUUUAUGUACAUUCUAAAUCUGCUAGAAAUAUUUAUAUAUGCGAGUUACUUUAUUAUUUGUAAUUCAUGGAUAAGAUUAUUUUAAAUGAUAUUCCUAAACUUGCAGUAUUGCAUAGGUUCUGGAAAAGAGAUUUUGCAUUACAGUGGCCACAAGUGGCUACAUUUGUAAGGCCAAAAGGGAAUUAUUGUAACAUAACUUGUACAUAUUAAGGCAGUGAGGCAUAAUGUCCCCCCAGAAUAUUAGAAGUCCUAUUGUUAGGUGUUGCAAAUGGAGUGAGAGAGUGUAAUUAGAAUUUAUUUUCAGCAAUGUAGGUUCAAGUCCAGGAUCACUACUCAUUUAUUUAUUUAUUUCACAGGCAUCUGAACUUCUCUUUUUGAGAAGUCUGUAUGGGGUUUGGGGAUGGACGGCUCUUCUUUUCUUUAAGUAACUUAACUGCUCAUUUACUCACUAGUUGUAUUUUACAAGUGUUCUACUGUGGCCAAUUUGACUGGACUUUGAUUGGUUUUUUUGUUUGUGUAUGUCCUACAUUGUACAGCUAAAUGUGCCACAGCUCAAGGAGGAGAGGCAGAAGGAUGAGUCUUCCUUUCUUCAGUGAAAAACAAGUAUUGUCAAUUACUUGUCAACAUCUGGCGCUGUGUGCCAUUCUGUGGCUCUCUUAUUUCCCAGUUGAUGUUUUGUAGCCUUUUCCAAUUCAUUGAGAAAUCAGUUUGUAUAUUAUAACUGUUUAUAAUUCACCUAAAGUGUUUGUUUCAUCCCUUCACUUCUGCAAGUCCUUCUUCUAAAAACUGUGUAUGAAUAGAACUGAAAUAGUACACAGCGCUUUUACUCUACUCAGUAGUAGACUAGUUGCAUGAUUUGCACUGCAUCCUAAACUUGGCUGGAAUUACCUGUAGGUGGCAUUUUUAAAACAAAACAAACAAAGAUGAGGGUCAUUGAAAAUUCCUCCUGUUUUCCCCACCACUGGCCUUUUCAAGUAUUUCAAUAAAUAAGUGUACUGUGCUAUGGUUUGAAUGCUCAUUCUUCUACUGUGAGAAGCAGUAUUGAUUGCAUGUGAACAGUAGUAAAGAAACAUUAUCUCCAGCCAUGUAAUGCACCUCACAUUUGAAAAUAGGACCAUAUUCAAUUAUUGGUUUAAAUCUUGCUCAGUUGUAAAUCUCAGUGGUUGGCACUGGCUAGUUACACCCAGCUUCUCUUGCCUUGGAGAGCCAUGAACCCCAAGCUGGGAAAAGAGUAAGCACAGAACUGCUUAUAGUCCUAUGACUUUUAGUAGCAGUCAGGCAGCCCUACAUGCUUCUGCAGUCCCCACAGGAGGAACACUCUAUGAACAAACAGUGGAAGUUUUAGCCAUGCUGUGUGUUAGCAGUAGAGUGAAUGGUUAGGACUUUCUAACAUUUAAAACUCAUGGUGCUUGCUAGGGACAUAGAACACCUCACAAAAUAAAACCACUUCACCUGUCAUUGCUUUCUAGUUGGCAUAUAGUUGGGAGUUCCAUUGCUACAAAAGAUGUAAGUAAUCAUUCUGGAGCUACUGGGUCAGGCCUGUUUGUCUCUUCUUCUUCUUCUUCUUCUUCUUCUUCUUCUUCUUCUCACUGGUAAAGUGGAUAUUCAUGGAACUGAAGGAAAUGGAGGGUCACCAUUGACUGCUUUUACCUUAGGUUGAGACAAGGACUGGACAGUCUCUGUGGGUCUUGGGACCCAGUAUGAAACCUUGAAGGGCAAGUGAUGCCAAAAAAAAAAAAAAAAGACUUUUUUUAAAAGCAAAAACAAGACUGAUAGGACAUAUGAAGUGUUAAUAGACUUUUCUCUACUAAAAAUAGGAUUUCUGGUAAGCUGCCUGGGCUGCUGUUAUCCUCACAAACAUAAACUGUGUAUCUUGUUUUUAUAAUUUUUAAUGGGGGCUGGUGAUGGCCCUUGGAAGGCCACAGAAAGAAAUGGGGGCCACACAUUGCUCACCCCUGCUCAGAAAGUUGGACAAGAUGGUUUUGGAGGUUCAUGUUGCAGAAUUUGGUGUUUAGCUCUGAUAGAUUUCUUUAAGAAAGCUUCUGUAAUUCAGGUUGGAUUUUAUCUUCCCACACACCAGCUGUUAACAGUGCUGUGAGACUUUGAAGCUGGUAUUCAGAAAAGAGAUAAACCACCGGUUAAGGGCUUGAGCUUAGCCUGGAUUUCUACACUAUUACUGUAAUUACCAGGAAGAUGCUGGUUAUAAUGCUGCUCUUUGAAGAAGUUGUUUUUGUAGUUUGCAGGUGUUCCCUUUCAGUUGUCCCUGGGAUUUUUUCAUUACAGAUAAUAUUAAUGAUUGUGGGUACAAAGCAGAGCUACAAGACUAGCCACAGAACUCCUGAGGCUGGCUCAGUGAAAAAAGUGGUAACUGCAGAAAAAGAAGUGGUACCAAACUCAAGCAAUGACCAUUCUAGUUGAGUAUCUUAAUUAGAUUGUUUUAUAACAUGAACAUUAAAAAAAUCUAUUUGCCUACUACAUGGGUUUUGGUGAUUUAAAACCCAUGUUAUGCAAAUUGGAUAGAUAGCGGUGAGUGUGAAUUUUUUGAGUAUUUGUGUAGCCCCCAGGAGCAAGUGAAUCCUGAUGGAAGACAGAAAACACUCUUUGUACCAUGAGAGGGAAAAACAGCAAAUUAAAUUCUCGUCCUACAUUAAACUCAUGAGAGUAUUGUAAAA
Molecule: messenger RNA, 5077 nt
Organism: Sceloporus undulatus (fence lizard)
Lineage: Eukaryota; Metazoa; Chordata; Lepidosauria; Squamata; Phrynosomatidae
Gene: RHOT1
Product: ras homolog family member T1
Exons: 21
Coding region: 224-2347 (707 amino acids)
Biological process (GO): small GTPase-mediated signal transduction; mitochondrion organization
Cellular component (GO): mitochondrial outer membrane
Molecular function (GO): GTPase activity; calcium ion binding; GTP binding
Source: RefSeq, a predicted model, not a curated record